This is a messenger RNA of Gigantopelta aegis, 2331 nucleotides long. RefSeq lists its product as uncharacterized. Gene Ontology annotation, biological process: protein phosphorylation; signal transduction. The transcript has a single exon. Gene Ontology annotation, cellular component: cytoplasm. Lineage: Eukaryota; Metazoa; Mollusca; Gastropoda; Neomphalida; Peltospiridae. Gene Ontology annotation, molecular function: ATP binding; protein kinase activity. Bases 194 to 1918 code for a protein of 574 amino acids. The record is from RefSeq and is a predicted model, not a curated record.
UACAGAUAAAAAAAAUGUAGCGGGUUUCCUCUCAAAGACUAUAUGUGAAAAUUACCAAAUGUUUGACAUCCAAUAGCCGAUGAUUAAACAAAAUAAAUUAAUGUUUUAACUCGACGCUGUCUGUAUCAUUUCAGCUUCACAGAGAUGCACGGCACCGGAGUUUUACACACAGAACACGAGUUUGUGCGCCGUCAUGGACACGUGUUCAAUCUUCCAGACAUACAGGUACGCAGAAGACAGUAUCCCACCUGACCUCUCGACCUUCAACCCGAUCCUGUUGCACGAAGGCGCCAUUUUGCACGAGGUUGACAGCAACAAAAAGUUUCGAUCUGUAGGAAAUGGAACUUUCUCAACUGCUUUUCUAGCACAAUUUCGAAGAAGCGGAAAGCCGGUUGUUGUCAAGACAUUUCGACGCAAAUAUCAAGAAUACGAUGGUAUAGACUUGGAGUUCAGAAUACACAAGUAUUUGGAAGACACGGGGCAUGUUCCAAACAUUUAUGGAUUACUCUCCACUGGGUCCGAAAUUGACGCAAUGUCACUUGUUAUUGAGUACUUACAAAACAGCAUAACACUGUCUAAACUUUUAAAUUCCGAUCAGAUACAAAUCCCAGCGUGUUUCUGGCUUUACAUAGGUCUUGAAAUUGCUAGAAUCUUACGAUCUUUUCACGAAAAACAAAUAGUUCACAACGAUCUUCAUGGGAACAAUGUGUUGAUCCAGUGGCGGGAAAAGGGAAUACAAGUCUACAUCAUUGACUUUGGCGGAGCCUCGUUUAGAUGCGGAACACAUCACAGUUUUUCAAACCAGGUCCUUUCGCCUUAUCUCCAUAUGGCACCGGAACUGGCGUAUGAAGUGUCAUCGCCUGCUGUUGACGUUUACGCACUGGGAAACAUUUUGAAAAAAGGUAAAAAAUAUGUCAACAGUAGUGUGUUUUCGGAACUGGCGGAACAAUGCCACCAAAAAGACAAGCUGUCAAGGCCAAACCUCGAUGACGUCAUAACGAAGUUACAAACGAUUGGUUCAAAUUGCAGCAACGUGACCGACUUUCUUCGAGAUUAUAAACCAGCAGCCGACAUAAAAUACGACGUGUUUAGUACCUUGUCACCUCCGCUUAUUGCAGCGGUUGCUCUUGAAGACAUAUUCGAUGUGGAACAAUGGACGAUCAGAGAAGAGUAUUAUAUACGCAUUGUUGAAUUCGUUCCAGCAAAGAGAAACGUCAUUGUGAAGAUUAUGUCAAACAGAUCGUUCAGUCUCGUGCGACAGGAUGCGUUAUUCCAUAUGUAUCUCAGCGAUACGGGUUACGUUUUGAAACUAAUAGGUCUCUCGAUCCUCAAGCCAGAGGAUGGUGAGGUGGUCACUGUGUUGGAGCUGUUUGCCAACGGGCGGACUUUAUCUGACGUGAUUAGCGUCGGACAGUGCAACACGCUUCCCUUCCUACUAGUAUUGUCUCUGGAUCUGUCAAAAGCAGUGGGGGAGAUUCACGGGAAGUCUGUCAUGAUCAACAAUCUGCGCAAUGACAGCGUUCUGGUAGACAUCGUUAACGGGGAACCGAAAGUUAAAAUAUCCCACUUGGUAGGUGCUUCGUUUGUGGGGAAAUACAUCGACGACAAUUAUGAGAAGAUGGCACCGGAAGUGGUCGCCGAUGAGGUCACGUCGUUCGCAUCAGAUAUAUAUACCCUGGGCGUCAUAUUGUCUGAAAUUUUUCAAAAUAUUAAAGAGAUGCCAAAUGAACUGCAAGUUUUAAUUAAAAGAUGUCAAAACGAAAAGCCUGGUUUGAGACCUACUGCUUCUCAAAUUGUUGAAUCAAUCAGUGACUCGAUCACACAGCUGUGGCGGAUCCAGAAAAUCCAUUUAGGGGAGCCUCAGUGGCAUGAGGCGCAAUGCCAAGGGAACUUUGUGGGGUUUGGAGGGGGAUCGUAAAAGAAAUGAAAAUAUAAAAUAAAAUUAUAACUGUCGCAAUACUUGGGGGUGAGGGUAGGGGGGGGGGGGGGACCAUAAACGCUACACUAUUGUCGCAGGAUUAUUUUAGUACUUUUUUGAUUUGUCUUGUUAAAAAUAUUACUAAAAAAAUUAACGAUCACACAUGACCCACCUCAUGAUCAGUUUUGGAAUCGUCUUCUUGAGUGGCACAGUACUGCAGAUGCAUGUUCAUUGUCAUGCAUGGCUAAGAUGCCUACAUGGAUUUUUUUCUCAGGUAGAUUAUGCACACACAAUCUUAUUUCGCUUUUAUUUUUUGUAACAAUGUGACAAUUGUGUGAACUGGAAUGACUAUCAAUUAAGGUGUAAAACGUUCGUUUUGUUUGCAUUUGUGUUUUCCUUUCAGUUUAAAUAAA